Rotaria sp. Silwood2 is the source of this 1986-nucleotide messenger RNA. NCBI's taxonomy places the organism in Eukaryota, Metazoa, Rotifera, Eurotatoria, Philodinida, Philodinidae. The record is from the annotation of a GenBank genome assembly.
AUGAACGCAGAACUGGACAAUUUCAAUGCUCUUCGUAAUGCCAAAUGUCGUCGUUGUCAUUUAUGUUUAUGGAGUAAUUAUUUCGGACUUGGUUUUACUCUUGCACCUGCACUAGAACCACCAUAUAUUAUUGAAAGUGUUGAAUCGAAUAGUCCAGCAGCUGCUGGUGGUCUUAGAAUACGUGAUAUUGUUCUUGCUGUUAAUGAUAAAAACACGUUUGAGCUUAGUUUUGAUGAGCUUAAAAAUAUUAUUCAAAACGCACGAGAUGCACACGGUCGUAUUGAAUUACUCAUGAUUGGUCCAGAUUUUUAUGAAACACCAAAUAAAAGCAAUGAACCGAUCAACCCUAGAUUUGUGAAAACUAUUAAAACGCCACAGACAAUGCCAAUAGAUUAUCAAAACUUUCCAAAACAUCAACCACGUACCUGUGAAAUGCGUUUAAAUAGGAGUGAUACAUCAUUCGGUUUUCAAACUGUUGAUCCUCUGACGAGUGUUGGUAUGCUUAUUCAAGAAGUAUAUCCGAAUUCACCUGCCGCUAACACAUCAUUACGUAAAUGUGAUCGAAUUAUUGAAAUUGAUGAUGAAUUUAUUGAUAAUGUUUCCAGUAGAACUAUCUUAGAAAAAUUACAUACAGCACAAGAAGAACAGCACGUGAAAUUAUACGUUGUUGAUACGGCGACCUAUGAAUUUUUUCAAUCAAAUAACAUACCAUUAUCAUCAAAAGAAUAUCGACAAAGCACAUUUGCAAAGAAAUUCUCACCAGAUUCAUAUAUCGAAGAAGAUAAGAGACCCAAAAUUGAUGAUGUUAAGUCACAAUACGAAGAAGAUGAUAAUAAGUCUUUCAAUCAAAAUUCUAAUAACAUUAAUAGUUCAUGUUUACCUAUUCAUGUUUGCAAAGGUGAUCUAAUAACACAAGAGACUGAUGUUAUUGUUGUAUCUUCAUCAUCACAGCGUUUAUUUAAGAGCAUUUGUAAAGCUGGUGGAAGUUCCGUGUUAGCUUCAUACAAUGCAAAAUUGAAUAACAAUCCUGAAGCUCCUAUUAUUGUCGUUAAGGCUGAUGGGCAGCUUGCAUCAAAAAUAAUUUACUUUCUCUCAUUGAAACCAAGUUCCGAUACAUCUAUUCUUUGUAGGUCCAUUGAAAAGUUUGUUUCGGACGCAUUAGAAAAGGCAACAAAGCAAAACUAUCGAAGCAUCGCAUUUCCAGCCAUUAGUUGUGAUCAAUUUCGAUGUUCACCCAGUAUCGUUGCAUGCACCAUGGUUAGAGAAGUUUAUCGUAAAUUAAAAAUCUCUAAAAUGUCGGUUUCAUUUGUAAUUAAACCAGAAAAGACAGAUAUCUAUGAUGAAUUUCUAAAGCAAAUUCAUUUAUUAGAACCAACAUUAUCAUCUCUUGAGUCAAGAACAAUAUGUGCAACAUUUAAACGAGGAAUAAUCGAAGUUGAAAUGGGAGAUAUAACAAUGCAAAAGGUGGAUGUUAUUAUUGGUAGCUCAUCAUCAAAUAUCUUAAGAAAAGCAAUAAUAAAGGCAGCUGGCAAUGAAACUCAAGCAGUAUACGAUCUCGAAUCAACAACUCAUCCAAAUUCCGUCUUGAUUGCAACACCAGCAGGAGCUCUACCCUGUAAACAAAUAUUCUUUGUUAAAUGGGAACCUGAUAGUGAUGAAAAAAUACUUGAACAAUCUCUUGUUGAUCUCAUAUAUACUGUCGUACAAAAUGUUAAAUCACAUAGGUUUACGUCAAUUGCACUUCCAGCUAUUGGAUGUGGAAAACACGGCUGCUCAAUAGAUAUUGUAGUUAAAACAAUGGUUCUAGAAAUGAAAAAGAAUCUUAUUAAGAGAAAUUUACCAUGGACAGUGAAAUUUGUCGUGGAACCUGAUCAAGAAAAUAUUUAUGAUGAAUUUCGUAAACAAGUAUUUACAACACAAGAUGGUAAAACAAAAGUUUUCACUCUAUUAAUUAAACUGAAUUGUGUGAUAUACAGAAUAGAUUAA